UCCCUCCCUCCCUCCCUCCCUCCCUCCUCUUUCUUCACUUCCAGCAGUGGCAGUGUUGUGCUGCUGUCUGUUCGGCUGGUAAACAUGGCUACUGCUGGAGCAGCUGGUGACGACCUGAGGAAAGAGCUCACAUGUGCAAUUUGUUUGGACUUCUUCAAAGACCCUGUUAUACUGAAAUGUGGGCACAAUUUCUGUCGGUUUUGCAUCUGCAUGCACUGGGAUGAAAAUGGCGGAGACUACGGAUAUCAGUGCCCUCAAUGCCGAGCGGUGUUCAACAAGAGGAGCUUCACUAAAAACUACCUGGUGCAGAACCUCGUAGCUAAACUGAACGAUUUGGAGUGUCUGGGGUCUUGCCCUACACCCUCUCAACCCGUUAAAGUAGAUGGAAAGUGUGACCAACAUGGAGAGGAGCUGAAAUUGUACUGCCAGACUGAUAAAAGGCCCAUCUGUGUGGUCUGCAGGGAAUCUAGAGCACACAGACACCAUGAGGUAGCACCAGUGCCCGAAGUUGUGAAGGACAUGAAGAUGGAGUUGAAACUGAGGCUGAUGGAGCUCAACUGGCAGAAGUCUCAAUGUGUAAAAGUUAUAACCGCUGAUGAGCGCACCAGAAGUGAAGUGAGGUCGAAGAAACAGAGACUCAAGGAGAAGAUUGAGGCGGACGUUGGUGCCUUGGUCCAAUUCUUGCUAGAUGAGAGGGACUCCCUGCUUGAGAGCCUGGAUGCAGAGGAAGUGGCCUCCAUGGCCGUCAUAGACGAGAACUUGAAGAUUGUGGAGACCGAGGUGGCAGCUGUGGACAAGGCUAUUGCUGAUAUCCACAGCCACAUCAGUGGGAAAACUAGCUUUGAGAGCCUUGCUGAGACAUUCCAUGAAUACAUCCAUUGCAAGCCUUUCACAUCUCUGGACACAGUUAGUUGUCCGACUGAAUUUACACACUUCUCAGGGCCCUUCCAGCUUAUCAUGUGGAAGAAGAUGAUGCACGUGCUGCAUACCAUGCCUCAGAACCUCACCUUAGACCCAGACACGGCUCACCCGAACCUGCUUAUCUCAGACUUCGACACCAAAGUGGAGGAGGGCCGUGUUCGUAACCAGGAACCAGACAUGCCAGCCCGCUUCACCAGGUUCUGUGGUGUCCUUGCCACAGCCCAGUAUGCCAGUGGACAGCACUACUGGGAAGUGGAUGUGAAGGACAAAGGUGUGUGGUACCUGGGAGUCACCACAGAGUGCAGCAAUAGGAAGGGCUUCGUUAGCCUCACUCCCUCCGCAGGAUACUGGAGCCUGUCUCUGCAGGACCGGCUGUAUGCCAACGGAGAGGACGGGCGCAUCCCUGUCGCCGACUACUGGAACUCUCCUCGGGUCGGUGUGUACCUGGACUAUGACAAUGGGCGCCUUAGUUUCUAUGACGCUGUCACAAUGAAGAGAUUGUACAUGUUUGACACAUGCUUUGAAGAGCCUGUCUAUCCUUUCUUCAGCCCAGGAAAGAAUGAUCCGGGCAGCAGGCUGCAGAUAUGCCACUAUUACUGAGAGAGCUGCGACAAGUGUUUUAAAUCUAGUUAUCUAAAGGGUAAACUCUGUAUGCCAGUGUUUUCAGAUUUGCAAGGUUUUCUCUCACAGAUCAGUCUUGAGUGACAGGGUGAUGUUGACCCUUGGAGCCAUGUACGGUAUGCAUUUGAGCUGUUACUUGUUGGUCUUACUGAUGUUAGAAAAUAAGAAUUACACUGAAAAGAAUUACCAGGUGUCUACCAGGUGAAUUUGGUGUCUUUCAACCUAGACACACACUGUAGGCUUAUACCCUUACUACUGUGGCUGGGGGGGUUUGGAGAGGUGCUUUGUUGUCUAAAUCACUGUCUGCUGGGAUGCAGAUGCUCUCAUUGAUUAGAGCAGCUCUUCUCCUUAUAGCAACCACUAUGCCAUACUAGUGUACAUUUACUCAUAUGGGCAAAUUAUUUGCCAGGCAGGGUCAGUGCUGUUGCUUGUUGGGUAGAACUUAAAGGAAAUAUGACAUCAUUAUCACAUUGAUAGUUGUUGACAGUUAAGAUCCCCUCAUUCAUUUUAGACUGAAGAACAGUCUGUUCAGUGCUGUUAGUUUUCAGAAUUAUUUGACUGAAAUUGGCUGCCUUGUACUGGGAUUUCAGCUCCCAGACAAUGGUUAGACUUUCAGAAAGGAAUGGCUCGGGUUGUACGUUUUUGCUGACGUUAACGUCAGUACAAAUAUUUGAUCAUUAGCCUUUUAAAAUCACCUUUUAUCUAUACUUUGUUUUAAAUUCCGUACAUUAACAUUUUUUAAAUUGCAAAUUCCUCUGUAUAUUGCUCUGAGUCACAUUUUGUGCCUAUUUUUUUUGAGCAGUGAUACUGAAGGUAUGAAUACAUUCCAUUUUGCUUUGAUCAAGGUAUUUAAAAAAAAAAAAAAAAAAAA
Molecule: messenger RNA, 2413 nt
Organism: Sander lucioperca (pikeperch)
Lineage: Eukaryota; Metazoa; Chordata; Actinopteri; Perciformes; Percidae
Gene: trim47
Product: tripartite motif containing 47
Exons: 8
Coding region: 85-1521 (478 amino acids)
Molecular function (GO): zinc ion binding; protein binding
Source: RefSeq, a predicted model, not a curated record